Molecule: messenger RNA, 522 nt
Organism: Drosophila busckii
Lineage: Eukaryota; Metazoa; Arthropoda; Insecta; Diptera; Drosophilidae
Product: ficolin-1-A-like
Exons: 1
Coding region: 1-522 (173 amino acids)
Source: RefSeq, a predicted model, not a curated record
AUGCUGAAAGACUUAGUGGAAUAUGAAAAUCAAAUUGAGCAACUGAAGCUUAAAAUUAAGAAUCAAGGAACAAAUGCAGGAGCUGGCAAGGAUGAGUCCAUUGCCUAUCCAGCUGAAGCGACUAGUUGUCUACCCUUUGGUAAUUCUAGUGAUAUUCACACAAUACGUUUACCUGGCACGGAAGCCUUUCAGGUGUCCUGUGAUUCAAGAUUCGCUGGCAACGGUUGGACCGUGAUCCAACGUAGAAUGGAUGGGUCGGUGAGCUUCAAUAGAACAUGGAAUAAGUAUAAGCAAGGCUUUGGCGAAUUGGACGGCGAGCUGUGGCUUGGCUUAGAAAAACUGCAUCUAAUAACCAAAUUUCAGCCACAAGAGCUUUAUAUACAACUGGAGGAUUUUAGCGGCGAGAAACGUUAUGCACGCUAUAGUAAUUUUUCGGUUGGUAGUGAGUCGCAAUUAUACGAACUUAUUGAUCUUGUGGGUGACUUAUUCUGGAAAGUACUGGGAAUUCGCUGUCUCCACUAG